AUGUUGUGGGAACAGUUUGAAGAUGGGAUUCUGGAUAUCUGCUUGAAGAUCUUAGAUAUGGGUGCGAGUUACCAUCACGGCUCUGAUCGUGACCACUGUUGGCGCAAUGACCCUGUGCAUGUCAGCAUGGUGGUGAAUCACAUGAUAAGCAGCCAUACCACUAACAGUAUCAUGAAGAUUCCAGAAAACAAUGAUUACCUAAAAGGAACAAAGCCAUUUUCCUGGAAUGGAAGUGUCCCUAUUCUGCAGCAGUGGUACAGUGGUAGAUGCAGGCCAGUCAGAUAUGGGUACUGUGGAUCUCUUGCUUCAGUAAUGUGCACAGUGAUGAGGUGUUUGGGAAUUCCAAGCCGUGUUGUCACAAGCUUCUGUUUUCCUUGCUCAAUUGAGAAUCCCCUUGGUAUCAAUGAAAUUUUUGACUCUACUGGUAAAAACCUGUGUGGCAAAGACAAACUAUGGCGAUACCACUGCUGGAAUGAGUCUUGGAUGGCUCGCAGAGAUAUAAAUCAGUGCUGUGGUGACUGGCAGUGUCUGGAUCCAACACCUCUGGAAACAGGCAGAGGUUCAGCUUGCAGUGGUCCUACAUGGGUUCGAAGCAUCAGGGAAGGGGAACUGGACUUGGAUUAUGAUGGUCAUCAUAUGUUUUCUCGAGUAAAUUCAAACUAUGUUGGCUGGCUUUCCCAAAACAAUGCCAAAAGAACAAAAUUUUUCUGUGACACAUGGCCAUGUGGACAACGUCUAAUCACCAAGAGUGUUGGCAGUGAGCAAUUUGAAGAUAUCACUGGAGCUUACAAGUAUGAACUAGGUUCUGUGAAAAACAAAGAAGCCUAUUACCGGGCUUACAGAAGAAUUCACCCAGGAGUUAUCGUCUCUGAAAAACCCAUUUCUGAGUGA
Molecule: messenger RNA, 891 nt
Organism: Vidua chalybeata
Lineage: Eukaryota; Metazoa; Chordata; Aves; Passeriformes; Viduidae
Product: protein-glutamine gamma-glutamyltransferase 5-like
Exons: 8
Coding region: 1-891 (296 amino acids)
Biological process (GO): peptide cross-linking
Molecular function (GO): protein-glutamine gamma-glutamyltransferase activity
Source: RefSeq, a predicted model, not a curated record